ACUUUUAAUUUAUAAAAUGAGCUUGAAUUGAAUAUGACUGCAUGCUUGUGUACUAAUGUGACAUGUUGGAUCAUUUUUGUCCUCAUAAAAUUUCACCAACAAACUUACUACCGCCACAGUUCUUCUCACCUCUCCAGGCUUUAUUUCAUCAUCAUAAAUACUUCGCUACAUGUUUGUUUCAUACUUCCUUACCAACAUGUGUGUGUGUGGGUGUGUGUAUGGUCUAAAAAGCUGUCUAGCAGGUUAAACCAACCUCCACCUAUGAUGUGGGUCCUCAUCUGAUCUUUGCUUACCGACACUGAAGAGCCUGGAGUCUGCACUGUUCCUUCAUUAACUCCUAUCCGCGGUAUUUAUUUUAUUUUUUAUUUCUUUUUAUUUUUUGUAUUUUUGCUGACCUAAAACAGGAGAUCAGGUAUGGCAGAACAAGCCGCAGCAUGACUGAACAUGUGGAAAGGUGUGCGUACGGCUCGGCGCUGGACGAGGAAGUGAGGCAGAACCGACAUAUUUUCGCGUGUGUGUGGAGUGUGUCAAUAAUGGACGAGUUUCGCUUUUCCCAACUGAAAAGCCAGACGCUGUAGGAGCCGUUCCGCGGUCUUUGUAUGCGCUCCUGUGCGCCAGAGAAGGCGCGAUGCCGGCGGCACCGUGGCGCGGCGCGGCGCUGCUGCUCUGCUGCGUGUGUUUGAGCGCCGCUCUGGAGGCGCGAGACUGCGUCCUCGGUGAAGUGGGAAAGCCGGUGCUGCUGCCCUGCCACCCUAACUUGGGGAGAUUGUUGAACUUUUCCGUUGAGUGGAGGAAUCACGAUAAAGCCGUGUUCAGAUCGCUGUGGGACGGGGAUGGGAACGUGGAGACGUGGAGCGUGAAUUAUGCCAGGAUUCCCACAGACGCAGCGACCAGUGGAAACUUCUCCCUGGAGCUGCCGUCAGCUCAGCCCAGACACGACAGGAGCCGAUACAGCCUGUUCCUGCUGUCAGGGGAGAACCAGAGCGCGCCUCUGUGUACCAGGUGUCUCAGGGUCGCAGCCAGCUUUAGGAUCCCUGAGGUGAGGAAGGAAGAAGGCACAGAGUGGUCCUACCUGUGUCGGUCCUAUGGGGGCUACCCCGAGCCUGCCGUCUACUGGCUCAUCAACGACAGCCGGCAGCCCCCCAACGGCUCCGUGAGGAUCCGGGCCCAGGCGCUCCCCGACUCCCAUCUCUACAACGUCACCAGCCAGCUGACCGUCAACGUUUCCACAGACGACACCGUGUCGUGCACCAUCAAGAACCCAUCCACGAACGAAACCCAGACGGUCAAACUGGGAGCCAGCAGCAGCGGGAGUCGCGCGUCGCAGGGCAUGUGGAUCUUCAGCACCGUCCUGUGCGUGGUGGUCGCCAUAAUGGUGCUUUCCGGGAUCUACUAUCAGAUUCACCUGGACAAGAUAAGCAAGAGGAGGAAGAAGGAGUACGAGGAACCACGGAGAGGUCGACGAUAUCAGUACAAGCAGGCGACCGAGGAAAUGAUGCCAGAGCCAAAAGAGACUGACGUGUGAAAGAAAAGGACAAGAAAAGAGAAAAGUUAAUCGAUGGAUCAACCGCCACUUUUUUAUAGCCAGUCCAAACAAACUUACAAAAAAAAAAGCACUGAUAUGUAAAUAGUUCUGAAUUAUUGCAUGUUGCAUUUUCUAGAUGCUUAUUAUCCUAAGCUUGCUGUCUUCUUUUUUUUCUUAAAUGUGCCGGCUGAUUGAUUCCAGUCGGAAAUGACAAGGACACUAGUGGCACGGUACAUUCUGUUCUUAAUGAGAACAUGCGUCUAAUUUGCCCUUACUCUACAGGGAGGGAGGAAAAAUGGGUUUUUGAUGGUGAAGUCCAAAGAUUGGGCGGCUAGCUCCACAAUGUAAUGCUGUUACUGGUCAUUUAUUGGUGUUUUGGGCGGUCAUCAUCUUGUUAAAGCACCAAUUUCCUCUUCAACAUAAAGCAGCACCUCCUUGAGCAUUUGGAACCAAUUCCUGGUAUGCAACAAACAGACCAGAUGGUGUAGAAUGAGAAGUUUCCACAUAUUGUGAUCCCAAACCCAUCAUGCUUAUAGUGUAGUGUAGCUUGAAUUCAAAGAUUGGGGUUAAUUGUUGGAAUUAUUUCUCUUCAGCAAACCACAAACUCUUCAGAACGUUUUAUUUUUCCGACUGUGGGACAUUAUUGUAACUUUUGCCAAAAAUGUGGCUUCACACAGACAUUAAUUCUUACAGUACUCAUAGGUAACCGUAGGACGUCUCCCAUCAACGCCUGUGUCUUUUUUCCACUGUAACUAUUCUUUUAUCCUUCGAUUGGAUCGCAUGUUUUUCAUUUUCCCUCAAAUCCUCCUGAUUCACACUUGAAAGCAUUUCAAACCAUGUUAGCCGCAUGUUUCGUUUUUUUCUGUAUUUUUUGCUUUCACCCCAUCUGCCUUUAAGUAAAAACCCUCCCGUUUGUUCAGGGAAUGAAGAACCUCACUGGAGCCCAAACUAAUAUUCUUAUACUGUCACCACUGCUGAUUUAUUUGCCUUGUAGAAAUAUGAUUUCUAUUGG
Poecilia latipinna (sailfin molly) is the source of this 2537-nucleotide messenger RNA. Its product is annotated as CD276 antigen-like. The transcript has 5 exons. Gene Ontology annotation, cellular component: external side of plasma membrane. Bases 629 to 1525 code for a protein of 298 amino acids. NCBI's taxonomy places the organism in Eukaryota, Metazoa, Chordata, Actinopteri, Cyprinodontiformes, Poeciliidae. Gene Ontology annotation, biological process: cell surface receptor signaling pathway; positive regulation of T cell proliferation; cellular response to lipopolysaccharide. The record is from RefSeq and is a predicted model, not a curated record.